This is a messenger RNA of Exophiala oligosperma, 1688 nucleotides long. RefSeq names its product diphthamide biosynthesis protein 1. NCBI's taxonomy places the organism in Eukaryota, Fungi, Ascomycota, Eurotiomycetes, Chaetothyriales, Herpotrichiellaceae. Gene Ontology annotation, biological process: protein histidyl modification to diphthamide. The record is from RefSeq and is a predicted model, not a curated record. The coding region runs from base 73 to 1410 and encodes 445 amino acids. Gene Ontology annotation, molecular function: 2-(3-amino-3-carboxypropyl)histidine synthase activity. The transcript is spliced from 2 exons.
CGACGAAUUUUGAGAUGCCACCAACAAGUCUUGUCCAGCCCAAGAUCGACAAGUCACGGUACCCAGGUAGACAUGGACGAGCCUUCAAUACCUGGGGCCUUUCCUACGGCGGCAGAGGAGAGUACCACCACUACCAACAGAACACCUAAAAGGAGGUUCGUUGGGAGGAGAACUGCGGAUGCGCAGGCAAAACAAAGGCAUGAGACCAAUGGCUCCGUUGAAGAAACGACGGCCGUGGUUGCGAAAAGUCAGCGCAAAACACCACGAGCCUUAAACCAAAUCCCAGCAGAAAUCCUCGACGACCCAGAUAUCCAGGCUGCGAUAGGCCUACUCCCUCAUAACUACAGUUUCGAGAUCCACAAGACCAUCCAUCGGAUACGAACGCUCGAGGCGAAGAGAGUCGCCCUACAAUUUCCUGAAGGGCUGCUCAUGUUUGCCACAACCAUCUCAGAUAUUCUCACCCAGUUCUGCCCUGGCACCGAGACUUUGAUCAUGGGAGAUGUGACAUAUGGCGCAUGCUGUAUUGAUGACUACACCGCAAGAGCGCUGGGAUGCGACCUCCUGGUUCACUAUGCCCACAGUUGUCUGAUACCUGUGUCGGCGACAAAGAUAGCCACUCUCUACAUCUUCGUAGACAUCUCCAUCGACGUGAAGCACCUGGUGAGCACUCUGUCGCGCAACAUUUCUCCGGGCAAGACGAUAGCCAUGGUGGGUACGAUACAGUUCAACGCAACCCUCCAUACAAUCAGACCUGCCCUCGAAGCCGAAGGGCUCAAGCUGGUCGUGCCUCAAGCCAUGCCGCUCAGCAAGGGCGAGGUACUCGGUUGUACCGCGCCUAAGAUUGGCAAAGACCAAAACGUGGACCUGAUCCUAUAUCUCGGCGAUGGUCGUUUCCACCUUGAAGCUGCGAUGAUAGCGAACCCUGACAUCCCAGCCUAUCGAUAUGAUCCUUACUCUCGAAAGUUGACGCGCGAGACAUAUUCUCACGAUGAAAUGCUAGACAUGCGGUCCAGCGCCAUCGGUGUCGCAAAGAAGGCCAAAAAAUGGGGCCUGAUUCUGGGAGCUUUGGGUCGGCAAGGCAAUCCUCAUACGCUGACCAUGAUACAAAAUUACCUGACCCAGCAAGGAAUACCCUAUAUCAACCUCUUACUCAGUGAAAUCUUUCCGGGGAAGCUGGCAUUGUUCGAAGAUGUGGAUUGUUGGGUCCAGAUUGCUUGUCCACGACUGAGCAUUGAUUGGGGAUAUGCUUUCCCUCGACCACUGUUGACGCCAUAUGAAGCCCUGGUGGUGUUAGGUGGGCAGCAAGGCUGGGAACGAGGUGACGGCACAUAUCCGAUGGACUUUUAUGCCAACAGUGGACUUGGCAGAACGACAGAGAAGCUUGCAGCUCAAGUUACAGUCUCUGGGUGAACAAGACGCUCAGGAAAGAAACCUCGAAAUUUGCAGCCCACCUGGAAAUAUCACCUACUGAUGCUCGGAAUCUCCAACAUAUGCACCAAUAUCCGCAACCUAGCAUCUUACAAAGGGACUAUUACAUGAACUUGCUGCGACUAUUUCACAGCGGAGAAGUACAUAAAUUUGCCCAAGAGGUCUAGAGGAUUUCCAUACAACCAGUGUAUAUAUAUAGCUGAUGAUGACGAUUUAUAUGACAUUGUAUCAAUACAGAACUAUUCUCCUGCUAUGACAGA